AUGGGGCAAGUCGUGAGCUGCUGCUUUGGGACACCGGACUUGGAGGAAACUCUGCAACAUCCCAGAGAGAAGGUCGGAUGCCUCUACGACGAACGAGCGUCGCAAACAGUCUUGUGUGAGUCGUUGCUCCCCGCCGCCGCACUGGUCGUACAACGCAGCGAUGCCUGCACUGCAACUUCUGAAGAAUACAGCCCUUUUCCUGCGUCCAUUCGCGUGGAUAUUGAACGCAUGGACUCUGCCGAUGGAUGCGAAGGUUGCCGUGACAUCAUCUCGGUCAACGACCAUGUCUCUAUCGAAUGCCACCCAUGUGUCGAGGACGAAGAACUAGUACCAGAGACGGAGGCUCCGCCCAAGCUCGCGACCCAGCGAUCACGAAGUACGUCCGAUAUGCUCACGGACACUUCUCUGCUGAGGCCUUUGUGGGGACGAUCCACGUGCAACCGGAACUUGCUCGACGUCGACAAAGACCCCACCACGACAUCGUUGACAGUGGACGACGUUCGGAUCAACUGGUUUGCCGUGACGGUGCAGCACUUCACGCCCCACCUCACUGGCAGCGUCUACGAUUUCUGCGUGACCGUGUAUGGCCAUCCCACGCCUCUUCUGGUCAGUCACACGCGCCACGCCUGCAAAGCGUUUUACGCCAAGCUGCAGAAGCUCCGCCGCCACCACAUCACGAAGAAGCUCCUGCCUCCGUUUCCUCCAAAGGCUGGCCUUGGCCUCAUCAAGACGUCCACGAUUGACGCGAACUCGUGCUCGUUCAUGCAAGAUUUCCUGAACCAUCUUCUUGCGAUUCCAGACGUUCGGAAUGCCGCCGUCACCCUCGCCUUCUUCCACGUCGCCGAUCCGUUCGUUGCCCGCGCCAGUUGAACCAUUCCAGGCAAAAUUGUUGCGUUCGUUGCCUCGAUUAAUAUUUCUAUCGGACACAAUCCAUGUUGCAGAAUCGACAUCAUUCUAGCGCCGACAUGACGGCGGUGGCCGUCGCCCUCGAGC
This is a messenger RNA of Aphanomyces invadans, 993 nucleotides long. RefSeq lists its product as hypothetical. NCBI's taxonomy places the organism in Eukaryota, Oomycota, Saprolegniomycetes, Saprolegniales, Verrucalvaceae. The transcript has a single exon. Gene Ontology annotation, molecular function: phosphatidylinositol binding. The record is from RefSeq and is a predicted model, not a curated record. Bases 1 to 870 code for a protein of 289 amino acids.